Messenger RNA from Cucumis melo (muskmelon), 1238 nucleotides. RefSeq names its product 60S ribosomal protein L7a-2. Lineage: Eukaryota; Viridiplantae; Streptophyta; Magnoliopsida; Cucurbitales; Cucurbitaceae. The coding region runs from base 120 to 1079 and encodes 319 amino acids. The transcript has 6 exons. Gene Ontology annotation, cellular component: ribonucleoprotein complex. The record is from RefSeq and is a predicted model, not a curated record. Gene Ontology annotation, biological process: ribosome biogenesis.
CAUAACCGAACCGAACCGUUUCCUUCCAUAGCCUUCCUCCAAAAUAAAACCCUAACUCUAAACUAGCAAUACUGCUGCGGCUCUGUUUGCUUCACCUCGCCCCUCUUCCACCGUGAAAAAUGGCUCCGAAGAAGGCUGUUGGAAAAGUUUCAGCAAAGAAGAAGCUGGAGAAGGUGGUAAACCCACUAUUUGAGAAGCGUCCCAAGCAGUUUGGAAUUGGUGGGGCAUUGCCGCCCAAGAGGGAUCUCACUCGCUUUGUCAAAUGGCCCAAAGUUGUUCAAAUUCAGAGGAAAAAGAGGAUUUUGAAGCAGAGGCUCAAGGUUCCACCAGCUUUGAAUCAGUUCACCAAGACCCUUGACAAGAAUCUUGCAACGAAUUUGUUCAAGAUGCUUUUGAAGUAUAGGCCAGAGGAUAGAACACAGAAAAGGGAGCGCCUUUUGAAAAGAGCUCAGGAAGAGGCUGAAGGCAAAUCACUCGAUGCCAAAAAGCCUAUCGUUGUUAAAUAUGGUCUCAACCAUGUUACCUACCUCAUUGAGCAGAACAAGGCACAACUGGUUGUGAUUGCACACGAUGUGGAUCCAAUUGAGUUGGUUGUAUGGCUCCCAGCUCUGUGCAGGAAGAUGGAAAUUCCAUAUUGCAUUGUCAAGGGAAAAGCACGUUUAGGAUCGAUUGUCCAUAAAAAGACUGCGUCAGUUUUGUGCUUGACAACAGUAAAGAACGAAGAUAAGUUGGAGUUCAGCAGGAUCCUAGAAGCUAUUAAGGUGAUGACCACAGUUUACAUAGAUGUUACACUUGACGCCUACCGUUAUAGAGCUUUAUUUUUUAAUACGUUUACUGCUGUGUUUUUUUUUUUGUUAAGGCAAACUUCAAUGACAAGUACGAGGAGUACAGGAAGAAAUGGGGUGGCGGAAUCAUGGGUUCCAAGUCACAAGCCAAAACUAAAGCAAAGGAGAGGCUUCUUGCCAAGGAAGCCGCUCAAAGGAUGUCUUAGGAAUUCACAGAUCAACACUAGAGCAAAGGACAAGGGAGAAGUUUCUAGCAAAGCAGAGGAUGUCAAAGCAUGGCUUAGUAUUUGGUAAUGAGCUCUUGUCUAACUUAAGUCAUUUUUCCUUGAUUGCAAAACAGAUUGUUAAGAGGCUUGUCAUUGUUAUUUUCAGUUUUAAGUUUAUUGGAUUGAGAAAUUUUAUUAUGUUCUACGAGUUCUACAUUAUGUUUAAAGCAGGACAUUUUGGAAUUAA